Phoenix dactylifera (date palm) is the source of this 2575-nucleotide messenger RNA. Its product is annotated as ABC transporter G family member 6. Gene Ontology annotation, molecular function: ATP hydrolysis activity; ABC-type transporter activity; ATP binding. Gene Ontology annotation, biological process: transmembrane transport. NCBI's taxonomy places the organism in Eukaryota, Viridiplantae, Streptophyta, Magnoliopsida, Arecales, Arecaceae. The record is from RefSeq and is a predicted model, not a curated record. Gene Ontology annotation, cellular component: membrane.
UAGAGAUGAAAGGGUCUCAUAUUCCGAACUCUCAACGACUAUUUACUGCCCUCCCGCCAUCUCCCAUCUCUCUCUCUCUCCCGCCAAUUCCGUCGCCUAUCCAGGGCACGUACGGGGACUCCUCCAAACGGAAUCCUGCCGUUAUCUCCCCAUCCGUCGUUAAAUAAGGCAAGGGGACGGGACGCGCUUCCCAUGGCCCGACUCCUACCCUUUCUCGACCGGGGAUCGUCUCCGAUGGGCGACUCCGAGGAGAACGUCCGCAACGGCCUCCUCCACUCCCCCGCCGCUGGCCGACCCCCGACCCUGGGCGAGCUCCUCAAGCGCGUCGGCGACGCCCACGACGGCGCAGGCAGCGACAGCGGCACCUCCUGCGACGGCUCCUCCGCGUCUCCGGACCACGUCGUCGAGCUCGAUGAUGUGUCCGUCGGCCACCUCCGCGGUCGCCCCCUCCCCUUCGUCCUCGCCUUCACUAAUCUCGCCUACAGCGUCAAGACCCCGAAGAAGCUCGCUUUCCCCUCCCUCUUCCGCCGCCGCAGGUCCCAUUCCGCCACGAGCGGUACCAAGACUCUCUUGGAUUCGAUCUCCGGCGAGGCGAGGGAGGGCGAGAUCCUUGCCGUCCUGGGCGCCAGUGGAUCGGGGAAGUCGACCCUGAUCGACGCCCUGGCUAACCGGAUCGCCAAGGGGAGCCUCAAGGGUUCCAUAACCCUGAACGGAGAAGCGCUAGAGAGCCGCCUCCUCAAAGUGAUCUCCGCGUACGUGAUGCAGGACGAUCUCCUGUUUCCCAUGCUGACCGUGGAGGAGACGCUGAUGUUCGCCGCCGAGUUCCGUCUCCCCCGGUCGCUCUCCGCCGCCAAGAAGCGCGCCCGCGUCCAUGCCCUUAUCGACCAGCUCGGCCUCCUCCCCGCCGCCCGCACCAUCAUCGGCGACGAGGGCCACCGUGGCGUCUCCGGCGGAGAGCGCCGCCGCGUCUCCAUCGGCACCGAUAUUAUCCACGACCCCAUCAUCCUCUUCCUCGACGAGCCCACCUCCGGCCUCGACUCCACCAGCGCCUUCAUGGUCGUCCAAGUGCUGCAAAGAAUCGCCCGGAGCGGCAGUGUCGUUGUCAUGUCCGUCCAUCAGCCAAGCUACCGCAUCCUGGGCCUCCUCGACCGUCUGAUCUUCCUGUCCCGUGGGCGGACGGUGUACAGCGGGCCCCCGGACGGGCUCCCGGUUUUCUUCGCCGAGUUCGGCCACCCGAUCCCGGAGAACGAGAACCGGACCGAGUUCGCCCUGGACCUGAUCCGCGAGCUGGAGACCUCCGGUCCGACCGGGUCGAAGCCGCUGGUCGACUUCAACCGGUCGUGGCAGCUCAUGAAGCUCCCCCCGGGGCGCCGCUUCCCUGGGGCCCACCUCUCCCUGAAGGACGCCAUCAGCGCCUCCAUCUCGCGCGGCAAGCUCGUCUACGGCGCCACCGACGGGCCGGGUUCGGCCUCCUCCGUCCCAACAUUCGCUAACCCGUUUUGGAUCGAGAUGGGCGUCCUGACGAAAAGGUCCUUCACAAAUACCCGGCGAAUGCCGGAGCUAUUCCUGAUCCGGCUCGGCGCCGUGCUCGUCACCGGCUUCAUCUUAGCCACAAUUUUUUGGCGGCUCGACAGCUCGCCCAGGGGCGUCCAGGAGCGGCUCGGCUUCUUCGCGUUCUCGAUGUCCACCAUGUACUACACGUGCGCGGAUGCCCUCCCGGUAUUCCUCCAAGAGCGGUACAUCUUUAUGCGGGAGACCGCGUACAACGCCUACCGUCGCUCCUCGUACGUGCUAUCCAACGCCGUGGUCGGGUUCCCCUCGCUGGUCCUCCUGUCCGCCGCCUUCGCCGCCACCACUUUCUUCGCCGUCGGCCUCGCCGGCGGCUUCUCCGGCUUCGCCUUCUUCUUCCUUAUAAUCCUUGCCUCCUUCUGGGCCGGGAGCGGCUUCGUCACCUUCUUAUCCGGGGUGGUACCCCACGUCAUGCUGGGAUAUACCGUGGUGGUGGCUAUUCUGGCUUACUUCCUGCUAUUCAGUGGGUUUUUCAUCAACCGGGAUAGGAUACCGGGGUACUGGAUAUGGUUCCACUAUUUAUCUUUGGUGAAGUACCCGUACGAGGCGGUGCUGAGGAACGAGUUCGGGAUGGCGGCGGAGUGCUUCGUGAGAGGGGAGCAGAUCUUCGACAACACGCCGUUUGGGAAUAUGCCGGGGGAGAUGAAGCAGAGGGUGCUGGGAGCGAUAAGCGGGGCGCUGGGGACGAGGAUAACGAGCGGGACGUGCGUGACCACGGGGGAGGAUAUCCUGAGGCAGCAGGGGAUAACGCAGCUGGGGAAGUGGGAUUGCUUGUGGGUGACGGUGGCGUGGGGGUUCUUCUUUCGGGUGCUAUUUUAUUUUAGUCUUUUGAUUGGAAGUAAGAACAAGAGGAGAUAGAGAGAGCUACAAAUGAUGGCAGUUUUUACUUUUUUUCUUCUUUUGUUUAAAUUUUAUUUAAUUGGGUGUAAGUUAAGUGGAACUGGAACGGUAUAACUUUUUUUUCUUUUAGUUGAGAUAAUAAGUAAGAUAACUGAAGAUUUGUUUA